CACUCUCUGCUCUCAUCUUCUUCGUACAACACAACUCUCAGUUUGGUAGUGUUAUCAUAUAUCCUUCUCUCUUCUUCUUCCUCUUCCUCUUUCAUCUGUCUAUAAUCUCUCCUUGAAAAUAUUUUUGAGAAGGAAAAAAAUGUCGGAAGCUAUGAACAUAUCCGUGAACGGACAGUCUCAGGUGCCUCCUGGGUUCAGGUUUCAUCCGACCGAAGAAGAGCUCUUGCAGUAUUACCUCAGGAAGAAGGUUUCUAACAUCAAGAUCGAUCUCGAUGUUAUUCGCGACGUCGAUCUCAACAAGCUCGAGCCCUGGGAUAUUCAAGAGAGGUGUAAAAUAGGGACUACGCCCCAGAACGACUGGUACUUUUUCAGCCACAAGGACAAGAAAUAUCCGACCGGGACGAGGACGAACCGAGCCACAGCCGCCGGCUUCUGGAAGGCAACCGGCCGCGACAAGAUCAUUCACAGCAACGGCCGGAGGAUAGGGAUGAGGAAGACUCUUGUUUUCUACAAAGGACGAGCCCCUCACGGCCAGAAAUCCGAUUGGAUCAUGCACGAGUACCGUCUCGACGAUAAUACUCCCACUUGUGACACCACCGUUGUGAAUAUAAUAGGGGAAGCAUCACAAGAAGAAGGGUGGGUGGUUUGUCGUAUUUUCAAGAAGAAGAAUCUUCACAAAACCCUUAACAGCCCGGUCGGAUCUUCCCUCAGCGACGGAGACGCGGCGGCGAGGGCGACUUCGUCGUCGCAGAUGUUCAACGAAGAGACUAUCGAGCAAUUUCUCGAAAUCAUGGGGCGAUCUUGUAAAGAAGAGCUAAAUAUAGACCCUUUCAUGAAACUCCCCAACCUCGAGAGCCCUCGCAACGCCACCACCAGUUACCAGCGCUCGAUGGACGACCACGACGGACCAGUCAACAACUUCCACGUCAGCCCCGUUGACACCAGCUUCGUCACCAGCUGGGCGGCCUUGGACCGGCUCGUGGCCUCGCAGCUCAACGGGCCCUCCUCGUACUCGAUCCCGACCGUCGACGAGAGCCCCUCCGAAACCUUACGACCUGCAUUCCCCGGUCUGAACCGGUCCGGUUCGUACCAAACCGUUCUGACGCAGGAUUUCGCACCGGAGAUGGAGCUGUGGAACACGGCCUUCGGGAGAACGACGUCAUCGCUGUCGUCAUCGUCCGACCCAUUGUGCCACGUGUCGAACGGUAGUGGAUAACGGGAAUGUUGGGGGAGAAAGAGAGAGAGAACACAUGGUGUAGAAAUAUAUAAUCAUACCAUAUAGUUGUUGAAACACGAAGAAGUCAGAUUUGUGAUAAUUACAGUGGUUAUCUUGAAAUUAUUAUAAGGGAUGAUUAACUAAUGAGGUGAAUAAAGUUGCAGAGGA
Messenger RNA from Tarenaya hassleriana, 1384 nucleotides. Its product is annotated as NAC domain-containing protein 43. Gene Ontology annotation, biological process: regulation of DNA-templated transcription. The coding region runs from base 140 to 1216 and encodes 358 amino acids. The record is from RefSeq and is a predicted model, not a curated record. Gene Ontology annotation, molecular function: DNA binding. The transcript has 3 exons. Lineage: Eukaryota; Viridiplantae; Streptophyta; Magnoliopsida; Brassicales; Cleomaceae.